Molecule: messenger RNA, 1425 nt
Organism: Phoenix dactylifera (date palm)
Lineage: Eukaryota; Viridiplantae; Streptophyta; Magnoliopsida; Arecales; Arecaceae
Gene: KOM
Product: Rhomboid-related intramembrane serine protease family protein
Biological process (GO): proteolysis
Cellular component (GO): membrane
Molecular function (GO): serine-type endopeptidase activity
Source: RefSeq, a predicted model, not a curated record
AAACCCCUUCAAGAACGCCUUCGCCUCCUCCCCGUAGCUUCAGAAACGUAUUCGUCUUCUGCGAUGGAGAAAAGCGGCGCGGCGGCGGCGGCGGCGGUGGCGAAGGAACACCUCGGCCUGGAGAUGGCGGCGCCGGCGGACUCCGCCACCCAGAGGCUCCCGUUCUUCGGCCGCAGGCGAUCGGAGAACACGUGGGUGGUCUCCCUCUUCGUGGUCGUCCACCUCGUCGCCUUCUUCGUCACCAUGUUCGUCAACGACUGCCCCGGCCGCUCUGGCGGCGACUGCGCCCUCCGCCCCCUCGGCCGCUUCUCCUUCCAGCCCUUCUUCGAGAACCCUCUCCUUGGACCCUCCUCCUCCACGUUGGUUAAAGUGGGAGCCCUUCAACGGACCUUUGCAAUUCAACGACAUGAAAAAUGGCGCCUUGUGACAUGCCCAUGGUUGCAUGCUGGUGUCAUACAUCUGAUUCUGGACCUUCUGAGUACAAUUUUUUUAGGUGUUCACUUACAGCAGGAUUUUGGCCCUGUGAGGACUGGGGUGAUAUACCUACUCUCUGCUUUUCUAGGCAGCGUGGUAUCCUCAAUUUUUGUCCAGCAUGUUCCAGUUGCAGGGUCGUCUGCUGCUUUAUUUGGAUUCCUUGGUGCCACACUAUCCGGAUUAAUUCGUAACUGGCAGACGUAUGCCAAUAAGGUGACAGCAAUAGCAGUGCUGUUAUUUGUGGCUUCCAUGAACUUUUCUGUGGGCUUGCUGCCGCGUGUUGAUAACUUUGGAAACAUUGGAGGCUUCCUAUCAGGAAUUCUUCUUGGAUUUGCGCUUCUUUUUAAUCCUCAGUUGUCGCAGUUGGAACGGAAGAAAGGCCUCUUUGACUACGAUUUAAAUAGAACCGUUAAAUUGAGGCAAAAACUAGAUAAGCCAGCAUUGAGGAUUGUUGCUCUGGUCUUCUUUUUCGCAAUUCUUGCCGGAGGGCUUGCAGCAGCAUUUCAUGGAGUAAAUGCAAGUGAGCAUUGCGGCUGGUGUCAUUAUAUAAACUGUGUACCCACCAAAAUGUGGAGCUGCAACGAGCAAGCAGUUCCUUGUGAGGAGAUGGUGAGCAACGGCCGGCUGACAUUAACGUGCAUGCGCGGUGACAAGUUCCGGACAUACCCUUUUGCCAACAUCUCACAGGAGAGGAUUGGAGACCUGUGCAGUCUCAUCUGUUCCUGAGCCUCUCUGUAUUCUUGGAGCUGGACUUCGUCUUUUGCUCCAGGAACAACGAGGAUUGGGCUUUGGGAAGUUUGUUGAGUUGAGCCCUCCCUCUCUCUUCUCUUUUAUACUUUGAUGUAACCUGAUGGACUUCCAGACGACUCGUGCAUUUUCUUGGAUGAGUGCGAAAUCAAGAUUUCGAACGGAAAAGGAAAUUUCUUUAGCAUAACUCAACACUAUGGUUUA